Metarhizium album ARSEF 1941 is the source of this 567-nucleotide messenger RNA. RefSeq lists its product as uncharacterized. The record is from RefSeq and is a predicted model, not a curated record. Bases 1 to 567 code for a protein of 188 amino acids. The transcript has a single exon. NCBI's taxonomy places the organism in Eukaryota, Fungi, Ascomycota, Sordariomycetes, Hypocreales, Clavicipitaceae.
AUGUCGCAGGAGCCGCCGCCGGCGCCUGCCUUGCCUCCCCGAAGCCCCAUCAUGCACAACUUGGCUCUGGCGGGAGCCGUCAUCACACCGCUGGCCAUGCUACUGCCGCCGAGGAAGAUGGACAUACGCUUCUUCGUGCUGGCCGGGACGUUUUCUCUCGCCACCAACCAGCUCGCCUACGAGUACACCGGGCAGUCGAUAUACGGCCGAUUUGGCAACCGCGUGGGCAGCGUCUUCGACAACAGUCUGCCGGAGGGGGCGAGGAAAACACAACAACUGCUGAGGGAGCAGAGGAAGAAGGAGGCCGCAGAGCAACGGGGGCAGCUGCAAGAGAAGAACAAAACCACCGGCAUGGUCAAGGGUAUCUGGAUGGGAGGCGAGUCGGAGGACUGGCAGGAGAAGCGUGCGGAGGAGCACCGGAGAAGCAUCGAAGAGGGCAAGGGCUUGAGCGGCAUUAUAUUCGAACAGAUUGCGGAUGUGUGGAAUGGCAACUACGGAAAACAGGCGACCAAGAAGGACAACAAGGAAGACGGUGCCUCGCCGAGCAGCGGGCCAGAGAGGAAGUGA